GGCUGGAGCGGAGGAUUUCUCCGGGCUGGCAGCGCUGCCUCCCGCCCCAGCCCCGCUGCCUGCCCGGGCGCACUGCGGAGGAGGACGGGGUGUCGCGGAGGGGCCGCCUGCCCGCUGCUGCCCAUCCCGACCGCCGGCAUGGGGACACAGGGGCUGGGGAUAACUUUUCUGACUUUGCCUCUCGUCGUGCAAGCAGCCGCGGGAGGGCAGUGGUGUUACGACUCGCAGGACCCCAAAUGCGGUCCCAGCCACUGGAAGGAGCUGAAAGCCACGUGCGGCGGCAACAAGCAGUCCCCCGUGAACAUUGACAGGCGCCAGCUGCAGCGGGAUGGUGGCCUUGGGGACAUCCUCUUCGAGGGCUACGACCAGGCUCCCCCGGGCAAGUGGAGGCUGGCGAACGAUGGGCACACGGUGAUGCUGAGCCUGGCGAGCGAGUCGGCCUCUGAGCACAUCGCCGUCAGCGGUGGAGGCCUCCCCGGCAGGUACCGUGCACUGCAGCUCCACUUCCACUGGGGCAGCCCAGCCGGGAAUGGCUCUGAGCACACCCUUGACGGGCGCCAGCUCCCCAUGGAGCUGCACAUUGUCCACAUCAAUGUCAAGUACCGGACGCUGGCGGAGGCCAAGGGGCACCCCAACGGGCUGGCCGUCCUCGGCUUCUUCUUCCAGGUCACCGAAACCCCUAACACCAACUAUAACACCAUUGUGGCGGGGCUGAGGAAUGUCUCCCGUGCUGGGGACUCCGUGGAUUUGGCCUCCACCUUCCGCCUGAGCACCCUGCUGCCGCGUGCCGGCCGGCUAUCCGGGUACUACCGCUACCAGGGCUCCCUCACCACCCCUGACUGCAGCGAGGUGGUUGUCUGGACCGUCUUCGAGGAGCCGGUGGAGAUCGGCCGGGAGCAGCUGCAGGCAUUUGUCAGCACCCUCCACUUCCCGGCCACCGGCUCCACGCUCCUGAAAAUGACCAACAACUUCCGCCCACCGCAGCCCCUCCGCAGCCGGACGGUCUUCGCCUCCAGGGUGGCUACGGCCAGCGGUGGGCCCCCGCACGGGGGCCACCACCAGCUCCUCUCCCCCCUGCUCCUCCUGGUCCUGCUUGGCCCCCUCUUGCCAACCCCAUAGGGUCUGGCCCAGCCUUUCGCCAGUCCCCACAUGAGCAUCACCCCGCUGCAAUGCGACAGGGAGGCAACACAUCUGGUUCAUGGGUAAAUGGGUGUGGGGGGGGGAAAGAACAACAACAAAAGAAGGAAAUUGAGACCUCCCUCGGCUGGGUGAAGAUUUUUGCAAACCUGGAUCUCUGCAGGGGUGAACCUCUGCAAGCCUGGAGCCUCCCCGUGACGCCCCUGUAGCCAGGCUGUGGGAGCCACCAGGAGGGAAUGCUGGAAUAAAGCCGAGGUCCUCACUGGUGGCUGCGGGUUGCUGCCUCUUUG
Messenger RNA from Phalacrocorax carbo (great cormorant), 1427 nucleotides. NCBI's taxonomy places the organism in Eukaryota, Metazoa, Chordata, Aves, Suliformes, Phalacrocoracidae. The record is from RefSeq and is a predicted model, not a curated record.